AUGGUAGGUGGUCGAAAUGAGGCAGAGUUCCUCAGAAACCUACUGACGGUUCUAUUGGGCCCGCCCUUAUGCCACAACUUCUGUUGGGUGGGCGGAUCCAAGGAGAAGAAGUCCUUCAUGGCCUGUCCACUUUUUGCUGUCCUUAAAGGUAAGUCCAAGUUUUGUUUAUUUUCACGCGCAGAUGUCAUUGCCCAACAUCGCCGUUUUGGCAAAUGCACUAUGGAGAUAUUUCAACGGACAGUAAUCAGGUGGUUUCAUGGAUCACAGGACCGGUACGGAGGAAGAUCGACACGUCGGCAGAACAUUCGUCAGGUACAAACUUUCGGGAUUUUCAUCCACAUUUAUUUAGACUACAGAAAUCACCAUACCUGCCGCCACAUGCCCACAAUUAUCCCCCGCCAAAGAACCGGUAAGCAACUUUAUCGAAUUGCCAAUCCUACAUAGCAUGCUAUUUACUUCAUGUGAUUUUUACUAUUAAAAUCGUACGUAUUGGAUACAGUGUAUCAUCACUUCCGUUGCGCCUGCAUUACGUAUGUCUUACGAAAGUUUUUUUUUGUGCAGGAACUACCAAUGUCCAGUGAAAGUGACUUCUCAUCCUGGAUACGAAGGUCGCUGAAACCCCCAUGAUCCAUGACAGACUUUGUACAUUUACAUUUUUUGACUUACGUAUUCAAUAAAUCGUCCUUCCACAAUACCGCCUUCCGACUUUACCAUCUUCGGUAUCCGCAUUUCCCCUGUAGUGGACCACUUACCGCCGUAGCCUAUCUUGCUUGGGACGUGGAGGUUCGCUGUGACUCGUUUCGGGGUUUUACGUUAGGCGACCGUUUGUCAUGGUUGGCGUUUACGGCCAAAAUAUCGAGGCCGCGAGGAAUGGAGAAAAACGAGAAAAAGCCCGCACGCAAAAUUUUUUUCAAGGUGUGACCAAGUGUGGCCAAUGUGUUGAUGGCCACACCAUAACCACACCAUUUGGCCACACCAUAUUUGCCUCGGCCAAGUGCGGCCAAGUGCGGCUGGUGUAUAGAAUUUCAGUAGCCAUUUUAAACUUCACGCUGGGAGAGCAAGCAAAUCAGUACCGGUUUGCUCCAGGCAAUGUUGGGCCGUAGAUUUAAUGAAUGAAUAUGCGCAUUUAAAGCCAUCAGCAUAAAUAAGAGAUUGGGAAUGUUUUACUGCCGUCAAAAUAUUAAUCUAACGCGGAAACAAGAAGGGCCCUAAAACGCUACCUUAAAGGACAUCAUUAGCAAUAGAGCUCUCAUUGGAAAAGGAAGAUCCCACUAAAACCAUUUGUUUUUGUGUUAAUAAAGUCAAUAAGGGGACUACAGAUUCUCAAAGCUUCUGAUUUAACUGAGUCAUCUGUGGGGCACUUUGUCAAGGACUAUACUAAGACCAAAUAAAUAACGACUACAGACAAAUGAUCAUGAGGUAGAGAAGAAAGUAGGUUGAGAAAUGACAUGUGACACGCUGCACAAGAGCGAUCAGGUAAAAACCAUGUUGAAAAGAUUUGAUAACUUGAUUGGCUAAACAGAAGUCAGUAAAUUUCUUAGUAAAAGUGUUGCUAAAGAUUUUGCAGAGAGAAGAUGUUUUGUGGACACCUCGAUAGUUUUAACAUCAGAACGACAGCCAGAUUUAAAUACUGGGAUAAUAAUAGAAGUUCUCCAAUACUCGAGAUUGAUUCCUAGGGAAAUCUUGCUUGAACGGUCAGCUUAACGCGACAGAUCUGCCGAAUCCCUUAAGCUGCAGCAGGCUGGGCGGGUAAUAUGAUCCAAAUGUGAUGAAAUCUAUGGCUUCUGAUGAGCCCAAAUCCCACCAAGGCAGCCGAGCUUUACAUCGUGGGGUCGAAUGAAUUGUUCAAAUCUACCAACUAAUUCUGUCAUUGCAAAUAUCGAAAAAUUUACUGGUGGUCCCAACCCACACCAUUUAGGCGAAUCAGAAAUAAGUAAAUACCGCGUGUUAUAAAAUAAUUACUCUCGAAAACAUUAGUGACCUUGAACGAACCAAUAGGUUAAGGAUGAUCCGGGAGCAGGAGAUAUUUUGCCUCCGCAAACUGGGCAGAAGUAAAAGGAGUAUGAUAAAUCCUAUAAAAGGGCGCCUAACCUGACAGGCUAUGAUCAUAUGUAUUGCUAUUAUCUUCGUUGAGUAAUGAAGUGUACUACCGCUGCAUGCUGUAUCAUGUCGAAGACCUGAACAAUAUUUCCUGUAUUAGUGGACAUCCAUCCAUCUACCGUCAAUCUAGGCAAUCCGUUCAUGUAACUUAUUGUUAGCGGGCAUUCCUGAGGGCAGUUGCCCAAUUCAUACUGAACUCUGCUUCCGAAAAGUCCGAUAAGGUGAAAUUCGAGGGCUCCAAUUAGUCCUCAGAUUUUGCCGCCUAUCCAGUUCUUCCCUCUGCGUUUCCCACUUUCUCCCAAGGAAUCCCGUAAAAGGUUUACAUGGAGUUUAAACCUAAUAUUCAUGUGGUAUGGAGUUCAGAUUAAAUGAUGGAAUAUUAAAGGCCAUGUAAAGAUUGAAUCUGUUGCAGUAUAAAAAUAGGAUAUUCUGCUACUCCUUUGUUACCAGAGUGCACAUGAAAGGUUACCUGUUGGCUGUUAAACGGUAGUGUACAGUAACAUAUGACCUGUCCACUUAAGGCAUGUGUGACGCUCAACUACAUUCUGUGCCAUACCAUUACUGCGUCUAGUCCAAAUUUGAAUGGGCUGAGAGGAGACGGAGGUAUGGCAGGAAUACAGACCAUACCCGAUAUAGAAGUCAGCAACUCGCACAAAAUCUGCAUGAAAUAACAAAAAUUACGUGUUUUGUGUCUGGCAUUUUAUCAAGAAAUUCACGAUGACAUAUUCUUUCUGUAUCUCUCUGUUGACCGCGUUUUGAGUGCGUAUGUCGGUGCGUUACCUUACUUUAUUGAACCGAGGAUGGUCGGUGUCGUGCUUUCGAUUUCACACGUUUGUAUGGGAUUUUUUAUAUAUCGCCGUUUUAUAUGCAUACGGACUAUUUAAACAAUUAUCGACUUGAAGACUUCGGUAACAUCAAGGUUGAUGUGGUUUACCUGGCGCCCAGCUGUGGAUGCGCUCGUUCAUCAAUUAUGCCUAAUACAUCAGAGGAGAAAGAAAGUUUCCUAACUCACAGAAAAAAGACACAAGCCGGAAAUCAACAAAAAACCGUGAAGGGUAGGAUUAAUGAACUAAAAAAUUACGAAUGUAGCGUCGCCUGCUGUGGACGGCUUGGUAAAUUCCCUUGUCACUCUUUAACUCUUUAGCCCGGAAAAUAUCAUGCCUCCUUACACUUUACGUUUUACUUUUCCUUUUUCUGA
Spirometra erinaceieuropaei is the source of this 3298-nucleotide messenger RNA. NCBI's taxonomy places the organism in Eukaryota, Metazoa, Platyhelminthes, Cestoda, Diphyllobothriidea, Diphyllobothriidae. The record is from the annotation of a GenBank genome assembly.